AUGGGGUGUUUAUCUUCCAAACAGAUCAAGAUAGAUCGCAAGAGAGAUGCUUUCUAUGGCACUAAUGGCGGAGGAGAUCACAUCAACCAUGUUGUUUCACUCACUUCUUCCACUUACGGUGCUCUGAAACUUGACCAUGAUCAACCACCACCACCACGGCCGCCGGAGAAGGUAUAUCCGUCAUGUAGGUCUAUCAAGGAGGAACUGGGGCCGCCGGAGAUCAUUAAUGCUUGGGAGCUAAUGGAGGAUCUUCAAGAACUCGUACCGGUUUUGAUUCCGCCGGACAAAAGCGCUAGAUUUCUUGGUGGGUUUGCAGAAAUUGAUGCCAAAACUCCAUUAAAGUUCUUGAAUCAGAUGGGUUCUCCAAAGAUGUUGCAGAAGUUUUCCGGCAAGGAGAAUAACAGUCCAAAAACUAGAGUCUUAAAAGCUUCAUCAUUACCCCCAAAUUUAAGAAUUUCGAAAAAGGGUAGUCCUAAUUGUGUGAAAUCCCGUGGUUCUCCUGUUGAUUCCGGUUUGAUUUUGUUGCGAAGAAGGAAUCUUGGACCGCUGUUUGAUCCCAAUCAUGUGGGUUCAUUCAAGAAAGAACAGAUCACGCAAACGGUUCCGGGAACACCCGCAACCCAAAAAUCAAGAAACUUCAUUGAUUCAAAUUCGAUUCUGGAGCUAUACGAGAAAAAAUCCCCGCUUGGCGGUUCGGCCGCCAAUGCUGUGGUGAUUUACACCACCACGUUAAGAGGAAUUCGUAAAACUUUCGAGGAUUGCAACACCGUCCGCAGGAUCAUCAAAUCACACGGCAUUCGGAUGUUCGAACGCGAUGUUUCGAUGGAUUCAGGGUUUAAGGAAGAAUUGAGGAAGCUAAUGGGGAAGAAAGAAGUGAAGGUGCCUGUGGUGUUAGUGAAAAGGAGAUUGAUAGGUGGAUGUGAUGAAAUAGUGAAGUUAGAAGAGGAGGGUAAAUUGGGAAUUUUACUAGAUGGGAUUCCGCCGGCGGCGGCCCACGGUUGCAAGGGGUGCGCCGGCGAGCACUUUAUUGUGUGUAGUGUGUGCAAUGGGGGUUGUAUGUUGAUGGGUAGAGAUGGAAAGAAGACGUUAAAGUGUAGAGGUUGCAAUGAGAAUGGAUUGGUUCAAUGCCCUAUUUGUUGUGAAAUUCUAUGAAUUU
This is a messenger RNA of Cynara cardunculus var. scolymus (artichoke), 1156 nucleotides long. RefSeq lists its product as uncharacterized. The transcript has a single exon. The coding region runs from base 1 to 1152 and encodes 383 amino acids. The record is from RefSeq and is a predicted model, not a curated record. Lineage: Eukaryota; Viridiplantae; Streptophyta; Magnoliopsida; Asterales; Asteraceae.